Messenger RNA from Ceraceosorus guamensis, 591 nucleotides. RefSeq lists its product as hypothetical. The transcript has a single exon. The record is from RefSeq and is a predicted model, not a curated record. NCBI's taxonomy places the organism in Eukaryota, Fungi, Basidiomycota, Exobasidiomycetes, Ceraceosorales, Ceraceosoraceae. The coding region runs from base 1 to 591 and encodes 196 amino acids.
AUGGCUGCCGCCACAAAGGAUCGGCCCCAAGCGGUCACGUUUUCCGACGUAGCCUCCCUCGAGCGGCACCUCGACGGUUGCUGGGACCUGCAAUGGGCUCGCUUCGACGAUCCGAACAUGCACGUGCCAGGUGGUCUGAACGACUUCUACGGCUCUGGAAACCUCAUCUACCAUUCGGGUGCUCGACAAAUGUCAGCCAUCAUGCUCGAAGGGCCAGAGGGUGGCAGAAGACAUCUCGAGGAUGCUUCAGAAAAGACGCCGUACCCUCCCGCCAGCUUUUUGCAUGAUACGCACACCGAAGCCUGGGCCGACGUCGCGCGGUCUUCGUUGGCGUACACUGCCAGAUACAGCAUCGACAUGGGCUCGAGCAGCUUGGCCACGGCGAUCAGAGAGGUCACGAUCCAUCAUCACAUCACUCAAAGCACGCAACCUGCAUGGCACGGGCGUCUGGUGAGCCGCCGAGCGACCUUUGAAACUUCGCAAGCCACGCCUUGCUGCAUUGCUGGCGACUUCAUGCGGCUCGUGCCCACUGGCGGCCCGCCGUGCACGUUGUACUUCAAGCGGGCUCAGCUUUCGCAUGGAAGCGGGUAG